AUGGCUGCUAUUACGCUCCCUUCGAAAGAAGAACUCACCAAGUUCUACGUCGGCAAAGACAUUGCCGAUGUCCCCAAGCCCGCCGCAGUGCUUGAUGUCGCGAUCAUCCGAAGACACUGCGCGCGCAUGAAGCAUACUGUCAAGGCUCUAGACGUCGGGUUCCGAGCUCACGUCAAGACACACAAGACCCUCGAGCUUGCCGAACUGCAAGCCGACACCAGCAGCCCAGAGGCCAAGUUCAUCGCCUCGACCCUCCUAGAAAUAGAAACGCUCGUCCCACUACUGCGCAAACUUCAAGCCAAACAACGUAUAAAUGUUCUCUACGGCAUCCCAUUAAUCCCAUCACACAUCUCCCGCCUCGCGGCCCUAGCCACCGUGCUCGGCGAAGACAGUAUAACUGUGAUGAUCGACCACCCAGCGCAAGUCCCCUUCCUCCAACAGUUCUCCGCCAUCACCAAGUUCCCCGCCGAUGUCUUCCUCAAAGUCGACACAGGCUACCACCGCGCCGGCCUCCCGCCCCUCUCUCUCAACAAAAACGGGCUCCUGGAGAUCCUGGCCUCCGCCGAGGCCGCCGGCCACGCCCGCCUCCUCGGCCUCUACUCCCACAGCAGCCUCAGCUACAGCGCGCAAACCGCCGCCGAGGCGAUGGCACACACCAUUGCCGAGAUCAACGGCUGCAAGGCUGCCCUCGCCCAGUGGGCGCACCUCCUGCCAGCCCGCGAGCUCGUGAUCAGCAUCGGUGCAACGCCGCAGGCCAUCUCGUCGCAUAAUCUCGUCGACGACGAUGUCAGCCGGGCCGUGCCGCGCGCGGCAGAGCUGAAGGCGUUGCUGCGCGCCGCCGACGCGCGGUUCAAGAUCGAGUUGCAUGCGGGCAAUUACCCCGUGCUGGAUAUGCAGCAGGUGUCGACCCAUGCGCGGGUCGGCGAGGGGAGGCCCGAGGAGGAGGUUGCGUUGAGUGUGCUUGCGGAGGUGUGCAGUGUGUAUAAUGAUGGGGAGCGCGAGCGGCCGGAGGCGCUGCUGGCGGCUGGGACGCUUGCGCUGGGUCGUGAGCCUUGUCCCAGUUAUGCGGGGUGGGGGGUGGUGUCGGAUUGGCGGUUGGGGGUCCAGGGGCAGGGGAGGCUGUUUGUGGAUCGGAUUAGCCAGGAGCAUGCGGUUGUGGCGUGGGAUACGCGGGGCCAGGAGAAGAUCCCGUUGGAGGUUGGGCAGGUGGUGAAGAUUUUCCCCAAUCAUUCUUGUGUUACGGGUGCUUAUUAUGCGUUUUAUUUUGUGGUGGAUUCUGAUGAGGAUCCGAAGGCGUCGCGCAUUGUGGAUGUUUGGAUUAGAGGGAGAGGAUCUCAUGUUACGGAUCACUUGCUGGUCAACCGGAGCCAAUGA
Penicillium chermesinum is the source of this 1374-nucleotide messenger RNA. RefSeq lists its product as uncharacterized. NCBI's taxonomy places the organism in Eukaryota, Fungi, Ascomycota, Eurotiomycetes, Eurotiales, Aspergillaceae. Bases 1 to 1374 code for a protein of 457 amino acids. The record is from RefSeq and is a predicted model, not a curated record. Gene Ontology annotation, biological process: D-serine catabolic process. Gene Ontology annotation, molecular function: D-serine ammonia-lyase activity. The transcript is spliced from 2 exons.